This is a messenger RNA of Gigantopelta aegis, 5176 nucleotides long. RefSeq names its product twitchin-like. Gene Ontology annotation, molecular function: protein kinase activity; ATP binding. Lineage: Eukaryota; Metazoa; Mollusca; Gastropoda; Neomphalida; Peltospiridae. Gene Ontology annotation, biological process: protein phosphorylation. The record is from RefSeq and is a predicted model, not a curated record.
AUGGUAUCAUGUGAUCUUGAUGACAAAUAUGAGAUGGUUCUCAUUCUUGAGUUUUUGUCUGGUGGCGAGCUGUUUGACCGGAUCGCGGCCGAGGACUACAAGAUGUCAGAGGCUGAGGUGAUCAACUACAUGAGACAGGUGUGCGAGGGACUCAAACACAUGCAUGAGAACAGCAUCGUGCACCUCGACAUCAAGCCUGAGAAUGUCAUGUGCCAGACUAAGAACAGCACUACUGUCAAGCUGAUAGAUUUCGGCCUGGCCACCAAGCUGAACCCAGAUGAAGUUGUCAAGGUUACAACAGCAACAGCGGAGUUCGCUGCCCCUGAAAUUGUUGAACGAGAACCUGUUGGAUUCUACACCGACAUGUGGGCUGUCGGUGUGUUGGCAUAUGUCCUAUUGAGCGGUUUAUCUCCGUUUGCGGGUGAAGAUGAUCUGGACACCUUGCAGAAUGUAAAACGCUGUGAUUGGGAUUUUGACGAAGAUGCGUUUUCAAAUGUAUCUCAAGAAGCCAAAGAUUUCAUCAAAUCUCUCCUUCAGAAGCAACCCCAGAAGAGACUUACUGUUCAUGACUCUCUAGAACACCCAUGGCUUAAGGGUGACCAUAGCAACCUCACCCACAGGAUUCCUUCCAGCCGCUACAACAAGAUCCGACAGAAGAUCAAGGAAAAAUAUGCUGAUUGGCCAGCUCCAAUGCCUGCAAUCGGUCGCAUUGCUAACUUCAGUUCACUGAGAAAACACAGACCUAAGGAGUACCAAAUAUAUGAUGCUUAUUUCGAUCGUCGUGAAGCCAUGCCAAGGUUUGUGCGCAAACCCCGCAAUGUGAACGUUCCUGAGGGACAGACUGUGAAAUUUGACUGCAAGAUCAUCGCUGCUUCUCCUCCUAUUGUUACCUGGUACAAGAAUGAUACAAUACUGACUCAGAGCAUUAAGUUCAUGCAGAAGUAUUCAGGUAAAGAGUACGAGCUCCGGAUCAGUCGUGUCAAGGUCGAUGACAAAGGGGAAGUACUUGUACGAGCAGAGAACUCUUUCGGCAGAAAGGAGGAGAAGGCAUCUCUCAAAGUAGAACCCAGUCCAGAAGUACCUAAGCCUCCAAGUAGGGAAAAUACUCCAAGAAGGAAGAAGGAAUUUGAGGAAAUACAGUUCGAGAAACCAAUUGAGGAUGAGCCUCCCCAAUUCAACUUUGAUCUCCGACCUCGAGUCAUCCAAGCAGGAUCCGAGUUCAAACUCAUCUGUUGUGUCAAGGCUCACCCACCACCAAAGGUUAGAUGGUUUAAAGACAAUGAGGAUGUGACAGACAAUUCACACUACAGUAUUCAGUAUUCCUACGGUAUUUGCUCAAUAGAAGUCCAGAACACUAAAGUGACAGACAGCGGCAAGUACACCUGUGUUGCCACCAACAGCCUGGGAGAGCACUCAUCUAGCACUCGUGUUAUUGUUGAAGAUCGAGUUCAUACAAAAAAAGAUCUAGAAAUGAUGUCAUCGAAAAGCACUUCGAGAAUGGUUAGAAGGACAAAGUCUGGAGCAAAUAUUGAAGAAUUUUCUAGUUAUGAAGAAUCCUCAUCUACCAGGACAACAAGGCGUUCAGGGAGAGAGGAGAUUGAAGAAUUCUCAAGUACAUCUGAGAAAAAGAGACGGAGUGAAGAACAGGCUCCAACCUUCUCUCAGAACCUUUCUCCUGUCACUGUAAGCGAGGGCGACAGACUUCAACUGACAUGUACAGUGUCUGGAAAACCAGAGCCUUCUGUGGAAUGGUUCUUGAAUGGACAGAUGCUGAGCUCUGAUGAUAUUGUAACACUAAAAUAUAGAAAUGGUGUCGCCACACUAGAAAUAGCAGAAGUGAUGGUAGAUGAUGAGGGUGACUAUGUGUGUAAGGCAUCAAAUACUGCAGGCGUGGCGUCAACGAAGGCAAACAUUGUUGUAAAAUAUUCAGAUGAAUCGCCUCUAUCAUCAGACACCGAAAUACAGCCUGUUAAGAAACCAGAAAAACCAUCUGCACCUGUUGAUGAACUCCCUGCAGCCCCAUCUGAACCUGCCCUAGAACCAGCUCUGCCAUCUGAAUCCUCCCCUGUAGACACAAGUGAAACCCCAGUUGAACCACCUGCUAGUGACCUCGUAAAAAACCCACAGGCCCCAGUUGCCCCAGAGUUUGCAGAAGCCCCAGAAGCCCAAGAAGCACCAGAGGUCUUGGAACCCAAAGAGGUCCAGGAAACCACAGAGACCCCAGAAACCAAAGAGGUCCCUGAAACCAAUGAGUCCCCAGCUGAUGUAGAAAGGUAUACUAAGAAGUCCCAGCCUGCACCAGAACGUGAAGAAAAAGGUCAGGUACCAGUUCCACGCUUUAUAGAACAUCUUGAUGGACAAAUGGUCAAUGAUGGUGACCAGGUGACGCUACAAUGUAGAAUAUCAGGUAAACCUGAUGUUGCAUGGUUGAGAAAUGGAAAAGAACUAAAAGCAUCUGAAGACUUUAGAUUUGAGAAUGCGGGAGAUGUGUACAAAUUGAUUAUUGGAGAGAUUUUCCCAGAAGACAGUGGUGUUUAUUGCUGCGAGGCUGUUAAUAAUGGCGGUACUGCAGUCAGUGAAUGUACAGUUUACGUGCAAGACCCCGAUGAGAAACCGAGCUGCCCAGUGUUUACCACAUUCCCCAAGUCCCUGAAUGUGGAGGAAGGGAGUCCUGUCAAAUUUACCUGCAUUGUAGACUCUGAAUUCUCCAGUCACAGUAUCGUGGAACAAAGGAGAUGGAAAAUAGAAGACACUGGCCGCUUUAAGUUUGGUGAAGACGACAAGUCAUUUUCGUUCGAGAUCCCUGCCGCCCUAUCGACUGACACUGGCUCGUACAAAGUGGUAGCGAAGAAUGACGCAGGAAGUUCAUCCUGGACCUUCUCACUGGGUGUCACCAUGGGAGAGGCAGGCGGAGAUGUAGAUGUACAGGAACUACUUAAAUCUGUACAGUAAAUAUAUUGAUCAUUCUGGGGCAGUGCAAUAUAACUGUUGUGAUACAUCCAAGAUCCCAGCACAUACAAGAAAACCCACAAUGGAAGCAACAAAGCCGUACCAUUAUGUAUCACAAGAAAAUGAGAACUCUUAUGUGUUUUACUGGUGUAUUGAGGCAAAAGUCUAUUUGUAAACUACAGUUGUACAUUGUGUUAUAUUUUGCUGUUUGAAGUUGUUUUGCCAGAGGACUGUUUAUAUAAUAAAAAAGUAAAUAUUUACAUUUUUAAAAAACACGUAAAUUAUUUGAAGUAGUUUUAGUGCUUUUUAAUUCCAAUAAUUUGUGACUUUGAAGCUUUGUUAGAUGCGUUUUUCAGCUCCCUUCAAAGCUGUAGUGUUUGUUAUUCACUGGGUGGAUUUUGUAAAUGAACAGUAAUUUUAAGUUGAAGAUUUUAUCACGGAUGGGCACUGUACAAAGCAAACGUUUUUUUCUUCACAUUUAUAGAAUGACAGCUUAUGGAAGAAUUGUGUAACCACUUGAAUAAAUAUGUUUUUAGUAAUGGUAAAUUAACUAGCUAGCAAUAAAAAAAAAAGAAAAAAGAAAAAAAAAAGAUACGAAAAAGUCUAUAAAUAUUAUUACACAAUAUAGUAUUACAUUCUCUUUUGAACAUUCCAACUAAUUGUAUAAGCUUUUUAAUGUUGUGCAUUUCCAAUUAGCAGAAUGAGAAAGAUUAUCGAUUAUAAUGGUGUUAUUAUUUAGAGUUGAUGAUAUGUUUAUGUACAAAUGUAUAGACAUGAGGAUUAUUUAAUCUUUAGAAAUUGAAACAAAAAAAUAAAAAGCAGAAAUAUCACAUUACAUUACAUUAAAACAUAAAGUUAAUGAAAAAAUUACUACAAUGUAUAUUUCUAUUACUUUUUAAAAAAAGAGAGUAAAUUCUGUGUCUAUUUUAUGGACUAUAUUAUUAAAUGGAUGUGCACCGAUUUGAAAAGCCAUCAACAACAAAGUUGAUAACAAAACGUUUUGUACACUUUUUGAAACAGCAUCAGUUUAUAAAGAACUUAAUCAAUGUUUACAAAAAGUAAACCAAGAAAACCUAUGAAAGAAUUCUUGGUACAAAUAACUUUUUUGAAAUUUAAGAGUUACCAACCUUUGUGUCUCAUAAAUAUUUUUAAUCGAUCAGCUAAAAUGUUCACUGUUCAAUUUUACAAAAUACCAAACCAUGCUUGUGGUAGCAAAUGCUUCAGUUUUGAGGUAGCUUAAUUAAGAAUGCUAUUUUGUAUAUUUCUGUUAACACACUGUAGGGAGAGAAACGACAAAAGCUGUUUAAUAGUUGACUAAUUAUUAACCAAGUUUUGUCAAGUUCAGUUGUGGUGUUCAUUGAAUCGGUACUUUGUAAAUGUUUUUGUCCUUAACUGCCACUUCAGAUUUUCUCAAUGACUAUCAAGUAUAAGCAGUUAAUUUUCACCUUCAGUCAGUAAUGAAAAAAACCCCAACCCAACAAGACCUGGGUACUGUUUGGGUAUAUUAGAAAUAAAAUGUGACUGGUAAAAUUAUAAUAUUGAAGGAUUUUAAAAAACUAUUUCAUUAAAAAUAACACCUGGUAAAAUUAUAAUAUUGAUUUUUUUUAAAAACUAUUUCAUUAAAAAUAAAAUAAAGCAAUUUUCUGAGAUUAAAAUAUUUUUAUAUAAAAAUGCAGAGUGGAAGUUUGUGUGGACAGUUUUUAUAUUUAGUAAUACAAGUAUUAGUGGAGAAAGAAGCAUUUUGUGCUAUCAUUUGAAAACUGCAUAAUUUUGGUGCAAAAAAACACUUUUUAUUAAAGCAUCUUGUUUUUGUUCUUGUUGAAAUCAUAAUGAAGGAAACCGAUGUGAAAUGUAUAUGGUAUUUAAGGUUGGACUUUAUUUAUAGUAGUGUAUUUAUUAAAACAGACCGAUGCUGUCUGCCCCUAAAUUAUUUUGUUACAAAUAAAACAAAGACAGUUCUGUUUAACACAUUUCCUUCUCAAGCUGAAUUAAACAUUAGAUUCUGUUAACGUUUUGUCUUUCAUUUAGUCACCAGUUUAGUUAUAGUUGAUGAUAACGGUAAAUCCUCUUUGAGUAGACACUGCUGUGAAUUGUCUCUGUCACCAAUGUAAUUGUUCGUGUGCGGGACACAGCCCUCUGCAGAGCUGCUAUUUGGAGGAGGUCUGUGAGAUCAAGUACUGCCUGCCUGUUCAACUUGAGCACAGUUCAAUAAAGUCUGUACAUAAAA